AUGGGAGCUACAGGAGUACUUCUUGGCACACACUGUGUUGUCUUGUUCCUCCUUCAGAUGGUAGCACGGAGUUCAGAAGCAUUCACAGUGACUGGGUUGACUAAGCCAGUCUUGGCUCCAGUGGGUGGAACCCUUGAACUCAGUUGUCAGUUGUCCCCACCACAAGAUGCACAGCACAUGGAGAUUCGCUGGUUCAGGAACCGCUAUACACGGCCUGUGCACCUGUACAGGGAUGGUAAAGACCUUCAUGGAGAAACCAUCCCCAAGUACGUAGAGCGGACUGAACUGCUGAAAUAUGACAUUGGAAGAGGGAAAGUGACACUCAGGAUCUUUAGCAUGACUGUUGAUGAUGGUGGACCAUACCACUGUGUCUUCAAAGAUGGAGAAUUCUAUGAAGAGCACAUCACAGAGGUCAAGGUCACAGCCACAAGCUCAGACAUACAGAUUCUUCUGCAUCCCCCUAAUACCAAAGGAGUGAUGUUGGAGUGUCAUUCAGGGGGUUGGUUCCCACUGCCUCAUAUGGAAUGGAGAGACAGCAAAGGAGAGGUCAUUCCAGAGACAUCCAAAUCCCAUUCACAGGAUGGAAACAAACUGUUCAACAUGACAAUGGCUCUUUUUAUUAACACCAGCUCCUACCAGAGUGUUACUUGCUAUCUUCAAAACCGUCAAAGUCUCCAAGAAGAAAGCACAAGUAUCAUCCUAUCAGGUGAACUAUUUGCCUGGAAAAGUGUUUGGAUAUGGAUUCUGAGUAUGAUAGCAUUUGUGCUGAUACCCUUCCUCAUGACUUCCUGUGCUCAUCAACAUUUCGUACGAGGUAAUUUCUCCGUGAAAAAUUAUCCUUGUAUAAAGAGUGCAGUGGCAUUCAUGGGUUCGAUGGUUGAAAUUAUAGGAGUCAUUCUCAUCUUGCAUCUAAACCAAAGAGCCUUAGUUUCAGACUCAUAUUUUGAAUUGGAUACUUUUUGGUUAGAAGAUAUUAGUGUGAUCUUCUUUGUGUUGAUAGUGUUCAAGAUCAAGCUCAUUUCAUUUAUUUUCUUCAGAUUGAAAGGUAAAUAUGAUGGGAAUGGUGACUGUUCAAAAGAUUUAGUUCAUGUGACUGAUGCUCAGAUGUCUAGAAGGUGUCCUUCUGUCUUAUACCCGUUUCAACAUUCAUUACUGUGCUUCGGCAAAGAUCGACCAAAGGUAAAUAUUGUUAAUAGUGAUAGUAUAUCUUUAGUUCUCUUAUUUUCCUGGAUAUAUGUCUCUUUGGGAUUGUCGUGUGAAACUUUCACCAUUAUUAGGAGGAUCUGUGGUUUGGCUGUAAUCUCAAAGGAUCACACUAUCACAGAGUGUUGGGGGAAGCAACAACUAAAGCUUCCAGCACAUUCAGCUGUGUUGGGAAACAGAUUCAUCUGUGCCUACCACAAGAAAAACAGCUUCAGAAAAUAUUGUUGA
This is a messenger RNA of Microtus oregoni (creeping vole), 1431 nucleotides long. Its product is annotated as selection and upkeep of intraepithelial T-cells protein 2-like. The record is from RefSeq and is a predicted model, not a curated record. Gene Ontology annotation, biological process: T cell receptor signaling pathway; regulation of cytokine production. Gene Ontology annotation, cellular component: external side of plasma membrane. The coding region runs from base 1 to 1431 and encodes 476 amino acids. Gene Ontology annotation, molecular function: signaling receptor binding. The transcript has 7 exons. Lineage: Eukaryota; Metazoa; Chordata; Mammalia; Rodentia; Cricetidae.